UAUCAGAUAUUUUAUAGGUCAGUUUUGCAGAGAAAUUAAGGAGAAAUGGCUGAAGCAAACAUAGCUGGCAGAAGCAAAAGGUGGUCUUUACAGGGGAUGACUGCUCUGGUCACUGGUGGAUCGGCAGGAAUUGGAUAUGCUAUCGUGGAGGAGUUGGCACAGCUAGGGGCCACUGUACACACUUGCUCUAGGAACGAAGCUCAACUCAAUGAAUCCUUACAUCAAUGGGAGACAAAAGGAUACAGAGUUACCGGUUCAAUCCAUGACGUGGCGUCUCGUGCACAAAGAGAGGAGCUCAUAACUAGAGUCUCUUCUGAGUUUAAUGGCAAACUCAAUAUCCUUGUAAACAACGUGGGAACAAACAUACAGAAACAGGCCCUGGAUUUUGCAGAGGAAGAUUUUUCAUUUCUGAUUAGUACGAAUCUUGAGUCUGCUUUCCACAUAAGCCAGCUUGCACAUCCUCUCCUAAAAGCUUCAGAGGCUGCAAGUAUCGUUUUCAUAUCCUCCAUUGCUGGUGUGGUAUCAAUAAAACUAGGAUCCAUAUAUAGUGCAACAAAAGGAGCAAUCAACCAAUUGACAAAAAAUUUGGCAUGCGAGUGGGCAAAAGACAAUAUAAGGACUAAUUGCGUUGCACCAGGGCCAAUCAGAACCCCUCUUGGUGAAAAGCACUUCAAAGAUGAAAAAGUUCUUAAUAGUUUUAUUUCACGAACACCUCUUGGACGGAUUGGAGAACCAGAUGAAGUGUCUUCAUUGGUGGCAUUCCUCUGCUUACCUGCAGCCUCUCUCAUAACAGGACAGACCAUAUGUGUUGAUGGUGGGAUAACGGUCAAUGGUCUCUAUAUAUAA
Messenger RNA from Gastrolobium bilobum, 846 nucleotides. RefSeq names its product tropinone reductase homolog At2g29340-like. Gene Ontology annotation, molecular function: oxidoreductase activity. The transcript has 5 exons. NCBI's taxonomy places the organism in Eukaryota, Viridiplantae, Streptophyta, Magnoliopsida, Fabales, Fabaceae. The coding region runs from base 46 to 846 and encodes 266 amino acids. The record is from RefSeq and is a predicted model, not a curated record.